Messenger RNA from Laetiporus sulphureus 93-53, 781 nucleotides. RefSeq lists its product as uncharacterized. The transcript is spliced from 2 exons. The record is from RefSeq and is a predicted model, not a curated record. The coding region runs from base 132 to 671 and encodes 179 amino acids. Lineage: Eukaryota; Fungi; Basidiomycota; Agaricomycetes; Polyporales; Laetiporaceae.
UGACAUGCAGAGAGAGGAAGAGCAGACCUGCCUCAUAAGGAAGGUCCCUGUCUCGUUUAGGAAGGUACGGGGGCCACGCCACAUGUCCCCUUUCCCCUCAUGGAAAGCCUGACCAUCUUUGAACCGCCACUAUGCCUUGGCCAGCCAAAGUUGUCCGCCAAUUCGAAAAGGUCCCUGCCAACCCUUCCGAGGCCGACUUCCACGGUCCCUACAACAAGCUCCUGUACACCCUCUUUCCUCCGGACACCGAUUUUAUGGUUGAUUUCCAGUACGUGCGGGGGCCAUGGGAGGCAGCGGACCUUGUUUUCAUGUUCGAAGUCGUGUUCGAAGAUAAACCGGUCUUCAUACUGGAGCUGAAGCCACCCGGGCACCUUCGAUAUCCUUCCAUGCGCAAGGCUGCCGACCGACAGAUUCGAUCUCGCAUCAGGGAUCUGUGUGAUAACUGCCCUCUGCCUGUUCUCCACGCCGUCAGUGCAUUCGGGACCAGGCUCUGCUUCUAUAGGAAGCCUCAAGGUCGGGCCAUGGAGCCCCCCUCGAUUGCCGCCGAUCCUGAACUGGAGACGGACACGGCGCCGCGAGAACGCUGGGACUGUGAUAUCCUCGAGGAGGAAGGAGCGCGAAGAUUUCAAGCCGUGGUGGAAGAGAUAAAGCAGGCCUGUGCGGCUCUCUGAAGCAAUUGGUACGUUGUCGCUACGUCCAGUGUGAAGAACAAUGUCCUGUGCGAUCCAUGUACGAUACGAAAAUGUGGCGCAUAUUCUUCGCUGUUCGCGUUGAAGAUGCU